GACUCUCUCUAUAGGUUCCGUCUUUGAUUACGGAUAUUGCUAAUCUCUCUUCUCCGGUCACCGAAUUCGUGGUAGAUCUGUUGGGCAAAAAGGGUUGGGAUCGUGUUUAGAUAAUGCACGAGAAUGAUGAUCUUCCGCAUGAUUCCGUUGAUUCUAUAGCUGAUGGAAUUAAGAAUGAUGACGACGAGUCUAAUGGGCAAGAAGAAGAAGAGCUUGAUCCUGACCAGGGAACAGCUUUCGUUGAUAGUAAGGAAGAUAUGUUUGUUGAUGCUCCUGAAGAGUUGAAUUUUGAUACACCUAGCAAGGAAGCUCUUACUACAGAUGACGAUGAUAAUGAUGACCUUGUGAAUCAUUUCAAUAAUGAGAAGGAGGAUUGGGAGAGGGAACUUGCAGGGCUUCAGGAGCAGUUUAAGCUGUUGACUGAUGGGAAUGAUUUGAAAGGUGAAGAUGGGAACACUACUGAGGAAAUUGUCAGUCGGUUCUCGAAGUUUCUUAAAACUGCCAAGGAAGAGCGAAUUCAGCAUGAGGUUGCACUCAAGGAGCUUCACGGGGUUAUUAGUGGGAAGGACGAGGAGAUUGCUGAUCUCACCACAAAGAUCUCUGAGCUUUCUUCGUCACAGUCGGUUUCCGAAAUGGGAGAUCAGGCACAGAACUUGGAGCACAUUGAGGCUGCAACGGAUAGGAUUAUGGUUUCUCUUAGUAAUGUAUUUGGGCAGGAGGAGCUGCAGUAUGGUUCUUCUAUCAUUGAAAAGCUUGCUCAUUUGGAGAACCGAGUUUCGUUUUUAGGUGCAAAGUAUACUGAAUUUUACUAUGGUGCUGAUCAGUUAAGGAAGUGUUUGUCUAGUGAUGUGUUGGAUCUUAGUUUCCAAGAGGAUUUUGGUUCAGCUCUCGGGGUUGCUUGUUCUGAGCUUCUUGAGCUCAAACAGAAGGAAGCAGCCUUUUUGGAAAGACUUAGUAAUCUAGAAGAUGAAAAUAGGAAUUUUGUUGAACGAGUGGACAGAGAUAAAGAAAUGAUUGAUUCAAUGAGAACAGAAUUUGAAAAAUUGAAGGCAGAGCUUGAGCAAGAAAAGACAAAGUGUACUAACACAAAAGAAAAGCUCAGCAUUGCCGUAACAAAGGGGAAGGCGUUAGUUCAGAAUCGGGAUGCUCUGAAGCAUCAAUUAUCUGAAAAAAUAACAGAGCUUGCGAAUAGGUUGACUGAAUUACAAGAGAAAGAGAUUGCUCUUGAAAAUUCUGAAGUAGUGAAGGGGCAGCUGGAACAAUCGUUAGCCGAAAAGACGGAUGAACUUGAGAAAUGCUAUGCUGAAUUGAAUGAUAGGUCCGUAUCCCUGGAAGCAUAUGAGCUAACAAAGAAAGAGUUGGAACAGUCUCUGGCUGAGAAAACCAUAGAACUUGAAGAGUGUUUGAUGAAACUACAAGAGAUGUCAACAGCAUUGGAUCAAUCUGAACUCGACAAAGGCGAGUUAGCCAAAUCCGAUGCUAUGGUUGCAUCAUAUCAGGAAAUGAUAUCGGUGAGGAACUCUACCAUUGAAAAUAUUGAAAAUAUCCUGUCAAACAUAGAUACACCUGAAGAAGGUCAGUCUUUUGAUAUCGUUGAAAAAGUUAGGUCACUUGCAGAAGAGAGGAAAGAGCUCACAAAUGUUUCCCAGGAAUACAACAGACUAAAAGAUUUGAUCUUUUCCAUUGACUUGCUACCAGAGGAGAUUUCUCAAUCCAGCUUAGAAAGUCGCCUAGCUUGGCUUAGAGAAUCUUUUCUCCAGGGAAAAGAUGAAAUUAAUGCCUUGCAAAACCGGAUCGAAAGUGUAAGCAUGUCUCUUUCAGCAGAAAUAGAGGAGAAAAAUAUCAUUAUAAAGGAACUGGAUGAUUUAACUUUCAGUUUGAAAAAAAUUGAGGAAACUGCGGAGCGAGGUUCUUUGGAGAGGGAGGAAAUUGUGAGGAGACUUGUGGAAAUCUCUGGCUUGAUGACAGAAGGAGUCGAAGAUCGUAAUUCUUCAGCAAUCAAUUUACUUGUUGAUAGAUCUUUCGAAAAGAUAGAAAAGCAAAUCAGAGAUUCUAGCGACAGUUCUUAUGGCAACGAAGAAAUAUUCGAAGGCUUUCAAAGUCUCCUUUAUGUGAGAGAUCUGGAGUUUUCACUUUGUAAGGAAAUGCUUGGAGAGGGAGAGCUGGUUAGCUUUCAGGUCAGCAAUCUCUCAAAUGAGCUAAAGAUCGCAUCUCAAGAACUUGCUUUCGUGAAAGAAGAAAAAAUUGCGUUGGAGAAAGAUCUUGAGCGAUCAGAGGAGAAAUCUGCUUUGCUCAGAGACAAACUUUCUAUGGCUAUCAAGAAAGGCAAGGGACUAGUCCAAGAUAGGGAAAAGUUUAAAACUCAGUUGGAUGAGAAAAAUUCUGAAAUCGAAAAGCUGAUGCUCGAGUUGCAGCAGCUAGGUGGUACGGUUGAUGGCUACAAGAAUCAGAUAGAUAUGUUAUCGAGGGACUUAGAGCGCACGAAAGAGCUAGAGACUGAGCUUGUUGCUAUUAGAGAAGAAAGAGAUCAACUCAAGCAAUCCUUAUCUCUAAAUGACACGUUGUUGCAGAAAGUGAUGAAAUCAAUCGAAAUUAUAGAUAUCCCUAUUGAUUUAGCAGUAUCUGAGGAUCCUUCAGAAAAGAUUGACCGACUUGCUGGGUACAUCAAAGAAGUGCAGCUGACUAGAGGUGAGGUUCAAGAAGAACUAGAGAAAGUAAAGGCAGAAGUUGAUGCGUUAGCCAGUAAAUUAGCAGAAACCCAAACAGCCCUGAAAUUGGUUGAGGAUGCCUUGUCUACUGCAGAGGGUAACAUCAGUCAGCUUGCUGAGGAGAAUAGAGAAGUCCAAGCUGCCAAGGAAAAUGUUGACCUUGAGCUGCAAAAAGCAGUUGCAGAUGCCUCCUCUGUAGCUAGCGAACUGGAUGAAGCUUUUGCAACCAAAAGCACACUUGAGGCUGCACUCAUGCAGGCUGAAAGAAAUAUAUCUGAUAUUAUUAGUGAAAAGGAAGAGGCUCAAGGCAGAACUGCUACUGCAGAGAUGGAGCUAGAGAUGAUGCAAAAAGAAUUUUCAAUUCAGAUGAACAAAUUAACAGAAGCCCAUGGCACCAUAAAUUCACUUGAAGAAACACUUGCUCAGACAGAAAGCAACAUGGAUUCUCUGUCCAAACAAAUUGAAGAUGACAAAGUUCUUACUACAAGUUUGAAGAAUGAGUUAGAGAAGCUUAAAAUUGAGGCCGAGUUUGAGCGUAGCAAGAUGGCCGAUGCUUCCUUGACAAUAGGAUCCCUUGAGGAGGCACUAAUGAAGGCAGAGAAUAGUCUUUCUGCUUUACAAGGAGAAAUGGUGAAAGCUGAAGGCGAGAUAUCAACUCUCAGUAGUAAACUUAAUGUAUGCAUGGAAGAGUUAGCUGGAUCAAGUGGAAACUCACAGAGUAAAUCUUUGGAGAUUAUUGCUCAUCUUGAUAAUCUCCAGAUGCUACUGAAGGAUGGAGGUCUAAUUUCCAGAGUGAAUGAUUUCCUUCAAAGGAAGUUCAAGAGCCUUAGAGACGUGGAUGUCAUUGCUAGAGAUAUCACACGAAAUAUUGGUGAGAAGGGAUUACUGGCAGCGGAAAUGGGCAACGCUGAGGAUGAUUCGACUGAGGCAAAAUCGUUGUUGAGUGACCUUGAUAAUUCAGUGAACACAGAGCCGGAGAAUAGUCAAGGGAGUGCAGCUGAUGAAGACGAAAUUUCUUCAUCCCUUAGGAAGAUGGCAGAGGGGGUCAGGCUGAGAAACAAAACCCUCGAGAAUAACUUUGAGAGUUUCUCAACUUCCAUUGAUACUCUCAUAGCGGCGGUGAUGCAAAACAUGACAGCAGCUAGGGCUGAUGUGAUAAAUAUUGUGGGUCAUAAUGCGUCCUUGGAAGAACAGGUGAGGAGUGUGGAAGAUAUUGUUCGCGAACAGGAGAACACUAUAUCUGCAUUACAAAAAGAUUUGUCAUCUUUGAUGUCUGCAUGUGGUGCGGCUGCCAGAGAACUGCAGUUGGAAGUGAAAGAUAACCUCUUAGAGUUGGUUCAGUUCCAAGAAAACGAAAACGGUGGUGAGAUAGAAUUAACUGAUGACCCACAGGAGCUUCAUGUAAGUGAAUGCGCCCAAAGAGUAAAAGAAUUAUCUUCUGCCGCAGAAAAGGCAUGUGCCACUCUUAAGCUCUUUGAGACAACAAAUAAUGCAGCUGCUGCUGUAAUCCGAGAUAUGGAGAACAGACUAACAGAAGCAUCUGUCACUUUAGAAAAGGUUGUAUUAGAAAGAGAUCUAAACCAAACUAAGGUUUCAAGUGCUGAGGCCAAGGUGGAAUCUCUGGAAGAGCUUUGCCAAGACGUGAAACUUCAGUUGGAAAAUCUCAGAGUGAAGGAAGAGAAAUGGCAUGAAAAAGAGGUGGAACUGUCUACGUUAUAUGAUAAACUAUUGGUGCAAGAGCAAGAGGCAAAGGAAAAUCUAAUUCCACCUUCUGAUAUGCGUGCCCUUUUUGACAAAAUAAAUGGUAUUGAGGUGUCUUCAGUAGAUCUAGUCAACGGAUUAGAUCCACAGAGUCCAUAUGAUGUAAAGAAGCUAUUCGCGAUUGUUGAUAGUGUUACUGAGAUGCAGCAUCAGAUAGACAUCUUAUCAUAUGGACAAAAAGAGCUCAAUUCCACUUUGGCAGAAAAGGAUCUUGAAAUUCAAGGUCUAAAGAAAGCGGCUGAAGCAGAGAGUACGACCGACCUAGAGUUAGUGAAGGCAAAGACUGAACUGUCCAAGCUAAUAUCUGGCUUGGAAAAACUGCUGGGUAUAUUGGCAGGCAAUGAACCUGUUGUAGACCCAAACUUCUCCGAGUCAUGGACACUCGUACAAGCACUAGAAAAAAAGAUAACUUCCCUUCUCCUAGAAUCAGAGAGUUCAAAAUCAAGGGCCCAAGAACUUGGUUUAAAGUUGGCCGGUAGCGAGAAACUUGUCGACAAACUAUCAUUAAAAGUCAAAGAAUUUGAAGAGAAACUUCAAACCAAAGCGAUUCAGCCUGAUAUUGUUCACGAAAGAAGCAUCUUCGAAGCACCGAGAGCACCUUCUACCUCAGAGAUAUCCGAGAUUGAGGACAAGGGAGCCUUGGGGAUAAAAUCAAUAUCACCGGUGCCUACAGCAGCACAAGUGAGAACAGUGAGGAAGGGAUCGACGGAUCAUCUUUCAAUUAACAUAGAUUCAGAGUCCGAGCAUCUGAUGAACCACAACGAAACAGAUGAAGAUAAAGGACAUGUUUUCAAGUCUCUCAACAUGUCUGGUCUGAUUCCAACGCAAGGAAAGAUGAUAGCAGAUAGGGUUGAUGGAAUAUGGGUCUCAGGUGGAAGAGUAUUAAUGAGCCGUCCUCAAGCAAGGCUUGGCGUAAUGGUAUACAGUCUCUUAUUGCAUCUGUGGCUCCUAGCCUCCAUCUUAUUCCUCCUCACAAACCCCAAGCGGCUCAAGCGGUAUGGCUCAUGGGCUAUGGUCACUGGAGCCACCGAGGGGAUCGGACGCGCCUUUGCUUACGAGCUGGCCAAACACGGCCUUAACCUCAUCCUAGUCAGCAGAAACCUUUCGAAGCUCGAAUCUGUUUCUGAUGAUUUCCAACAAGAGUUUCCCCAUAUCAAGAUCAAGAUCAUUCCAUUUGACUUCUCCUCUGAAGGAGGAUAUGGAGCAAUCGAGGAAGGGAUAAAAGGCCUUGAAGUUGGGAUUCUAAUAAACAACGUUGGUAUUACUUAUCCACGGGCCAUGUUCUUCCACGAGGUUGACCAACUUACAUGGACCAAAAUCCUGAGGGUUAAUCUUGAAUCCACCACUUGGGUCACACGAUCACUCAUCGGACCAAUGCUUCACCGCCGCCGAGGAGCCAUCGUCAAUAUUAGCUCCGGUGCUGCCGUUGUUGUCCCUUCUCAUCCUCUCUACGCCAUCUACGCCGCAACCAAAGCUUAUGUUGAUGCACUAUCAAGAUCUCUACAUGUGGAAUAUAAGCAGUUUGGUAUUGAUGUCCAGUGCCAGGUACCCUUAUACGUAGCAACAAGGAUGGUGUCCGAAGUGGCAGCUAUAGAUAAACCAAGCUUCUUUGUACCGUCGCCUGAAGUCUACGCAAAAGCGGCGGUGGAGCAGAUCGGAAUUGGAUCACGUUGCUCGCCGUUUUGGGCUCAUUCCCUUCAGUGGUUUCUUGUCGGACUUGUGCCGGAUAACCUCGUUGAUACUUGGCGUCUCUCUAUCGGACUUCGCAGAAGAAGUUUAUCUUAAAAUGCUUAUGAUCAUAUUUCAAGUUUUUAUCUGCAUAUAGGAUAUAGCAAGUGGCUCCUCCACCUUUCGUGGGAUAAAUAUAUGGCCCAUUGGGCC
This is a messenger RNA of Arabidopsis arenosa, 6350 nucleotides long. The record is from the annotation of a GenBank genome assembly. NCBI's taxonomy places the organism in Eukaryota, Viridiplantae, Streptophyta, Magnoliopsida, Brassicales, Brassicaceae.